Penicillium oxalicum is the source of this 1032-nucleotide messenger RNA. RefSeq names its product phytanoyl-CoA dioxygenase family protein. The record is from RefSeq and is a predicted model, not a curated record. The transcript has 3 exons. Bases 1 to 1032 code for a protein of 343 amino acids. NCBI's taxonomy places the organism in Eukaryota, Fungi, Ascomycota, Eurotiomycetes, Eurotiales, Aspergillaceae.
AUGUCCACCGUCACCGAGACCAAGCAGCGCAACUUUGCGACUCGCUUUGAGACCAAGGACCUUGUGACUUUCGACAAAGAUACCAUCUAUGGCGACUGGCGGGAUGAGUUCCACAAGAACGGUUGCGUGUUGAUCAAGGGUGUCAUCUCGCCUGAGCGCGCUCAGUACUACUGCGACAAGCAAAUUGAGUGGUUGAAGAAGUUCGAACUUGGAUUUGAUGAGAAGGACCCCAACACCUGGACCGCCGAGCAUUUGCCCGUCAGCUUCAAAGGUGGCAUGUACUUUGGCUAUGGCUCCAACCACGAGAAGAUGGCCUGGGAAGCCCGCACCGAGCCCAAGGUGGUUGAAAUCUUCGAGAAGCUCUGGGGCACCAAGGAGCUGAUCAGUUCCUUUGAUGGAAUGAACAUCUCCAUGCCCAACCGCAAGGACCUGACCUGGAGCCCUUGGCCACACUGCGAUCAGAACCCCAAGCGCAAGGGUAUGCAAGCAGUCCAGGGUCUCCUGAACUACGCGCCCAACGGUCCCAAGGACGGCGGUCUGAUGCUCAUGAAGGGCUCCGCCAACCUCUUCAACGAGUUCUUCGAGCAGAAGCGCGAGUCCGCCGACCACGAGGAUGCCCCUCCUCCCGAGCUGGAAAUGAUGGAUCUGUUCCUCUUCAGCGAAAAGGACAAGAAGUGGUUCGAGGACCGUGGCUGCGAGAUGAUCAAGGUGAACAUGGACCCUGGCGACUUUGUUCUCUGGGAUUCCCGCACCAUGCAUUAUGCUUGCUUGCCCGAGGGUGACCAGAUUCGCCAUGUCCAGUACAUCUGCAUGACUCCUCGGAAAUUCGCUGAUGACGAGGCCCUGGAGGCUAAGAAGUACUGCUUUGAGAACUGGCUGGGUACCACGCACUGGCCUCACUGUAAUAUCCGUGUGGCCGAGGACAAGCCUAUGCGGGAUGGAAAGAUCUGCCCCAAGUACAGGAAUGAGCCUUUUGAGAAGCCCGAGCUCACUGAUAAAGUCCUUCAACUUGCUGGUGUCAAGCCCUAUUAA